AUGGCCUGCCGCUUCGCCGCGUACGAGUCGACCUUUACGUGCACCGCAUGCGCGACCAGCACUGACUGCUGCCUCCUCGACCGCCACUGCGCGCAGAGCGUGAGCUACGCCUUUGGCGCCGUCGCCGUUGUCACGGACCAAAUCGAGCUCGUGCACUCGCUGCCACCCAACGUCGACACCAUCGUGUUUCGCGGCAACGGCUUGCGGCAAUUUGGUCUUGCGACCGAUGCCGCCGCCCUCACACGCGCCCGCACCACGCAGCUGUCCAUCAUCGGCAACCCGAGUUUGCGCGAGAGCGUGUUUUUGCCGAGCGGCCUGCAAGUGCUCAACAUGAGCCAGACGGCGCUGGACCGUGCC
Messenger RNA from Saprolegnia parasitica CBS 223.65, 357 nucleotides. RefSeq lists its product as hypothetical. The transcript has 4 exons. The annotation marks the transcript as partial. The record is from RefSeq and is a predicted model, not a curated record. Lineage: Eukaryota; Oomycota; Saprolegniomycetes; Saprolegniales; Saprolegniaceae.